This is a messenger RNA of Monoraphidium neglectum, 1134 nucleotides long. RefSeq lists its product as hypothetical. NCBI's taxonomy places the organism in Eukaryota, Viridiplantae, Chlorophyta, Chlorophyceae, Sphaeropleales, Selenastraceae. The record is from RefSeq and is a predicted model, not a curated record. The transcript is spliced from 4 exons. Gene Ontology annotation, molecular function: transcription cis-regulatory region binding. Gene Ontology annotation, biological process: regulation of transcription by RNA polymerase II. The coding region runs from base 1 to 1134 and encodes 377 amino acids. Gene Ontology annotation, cellular component: nucleus.
AUGCGCGCGGGGCCCGCGGCAAUUGAUGUGAUAAUUAAACAGGGCGACGGGCAGCAGGGUGGCGAGGGGGCCCCGGAGGAGGGGGCGGAGGAACCGGUGUCGGAUGAGAAGGGGAGCAGGGGCGAGGACGGCCGGCAGAAUGGUUUGGAGGACGAUUGGGAGAAGGAGGAGGAGGGGCAGGAGGAGGACGAGGAGGACGAGGAGGGGGAGGAGGAGGGCAGCGCUGACGGAGGCGAUGAUGUCAGCAAGCGUGGCGACUGCGAGGGCGCCCUCUUCACGCUUCCCAAGGCGCAGACCCUCGGAUUUGGCGUGGACAGGAGCCGCGGGUUGAAGCCCUUGCACAUGCCGGAGCCUCUGCUGCGCAGCUGGUUCCCAGGCGUGCCCCUCCCGCUCAACGUCAGCCUGCAGCUGGAGGUGGACGGGCGGCCCUGGGGGGAGAGGUUUGACAGCACCAUCAACCGUGGAUUUGGCUUUGGGAAGGGCGUGCGCACGCUGCGGGAGCUGGAGGGCUGGCGCCUGACUGCCAUCCGGCGCGCGGCCGGCCGCAACGCGCUCGACCUCAUCCUCACUGGCGGCGGCCAGCAGCAGCAGCAGCAGCAGCAGCAGCAGCAGCAGCAGCAGCAGCAGCAGCAGCAGCAGCAGCAGCAGCAGACGCUGCAGCAGCCGCGGCAGCAGCAGCAGCAGCAGCGGCAGCAGCAGCCGCGGCAGCAGCAGCGGCAGCGGCAACGCGUGGCGACGACGGCGCGGGCGCAGGCGCAGCCGGAUGCGGUUGUGGCGGGGGCGCAGGGCGAGGCAGCAGAUGCUGCGGCCCUGGUCGGCCUGUGUCUAGCUGAGGUGCCCCUGCCCGCGGCGCCCUCCCCGGGGUCCACUGCUGAGGUGACCGUGGCAGCCGAGGCUGCGCUACAGGACGCCGCAAAUUCAGCGUUCAGAGGGGCGCUGCGCGCAGCCGAGGCGCUGCGCCUGCCGCCCGAGCGCUUCGACGCGGUGUGCGGCGGCGUGAAGGCGGCAACGAAGGAGGCGGUUGCGUGCCGGCGGUUCCUGGGGAUGGAGUACCCGCGGCUGACGCACGCGUGCGCAGCGGGGGCGGUGGGUGUCGUGAGGGCCUGGAUGGACCGGAUCGCGCCGCGCGAUUGA